Molecule: messenger RNA, 1824 nt
Organism: Naumovozyma dairenensis CBS 421
Lineage: Eukaryota; Fungi; Ascomycota; Saccharomycetes; Saccharomycetales; Saccharomycetaceae
Gene: MNN2
Product: alpha-1,2-mannosyltransferase MNN2
Exons: 1
Coding region: 1-1824 (607 amino acids)
Biological process (GO): mannan biosynthetic process
Cellular component (GO): Golgi apparatus
Molecular function (GO): alpha-1,2-mannosyltransferase activity
Source: RefSeq, a predicted model, not a curated record
AUGUUUUUCACAAGGAAAUUCGCUAGACUUCUGAAGAUAACAACGAUAUUAUGUUUACUAUGUUUCUUCUGUAUUUGGAUACCUAGUGAAUAUUCAACUAAUAGCUCAAUCUCUGUGCAAGAAUAUAAAGAAUAUCUGCAAGGUUACAUCAAUAAACUUCCAAUUCAAUCAAAUUCCAAUGUAAAUGAUGACACUCAAAAGGAAUUCCAACAUCUCGUAUCCGGAGAGAAUAAGGAAGACAUCCCUUCCAUUAAAAAGAAUACGGUGGAAGACUUCUAUAACGUGGUAUUCCAAAAUAUUAUUGAUUACUCUCCAUCAGGUAAAACGGCAAGAAAUUAUUCAUCUAAAUGUAAACUUGAUCAGGGCAUCGCAUCACGUCCUGACUCAUAUAAAGAUUGGGAAAAAUUAUCGAUGCAAAACCUAUUGAAUUGUCUAGAGGUGUCACCCGAGGAAUUCACCAACUUAUCCACAUCACAUCAUAACUUUGUCGAACAUGUAAAUAAAUUAGUCCUGCCAAAGGGUACAUAUAAUAAUGAUGGGAUUGUCAUGGUCGGUGGUGGUAAAUUCACAUUCAUGGCAUAUUUAGUCUUGAAAACUUUGAGGAAUCAAGGCACUACAUUACCUGUGGAAAUUUUCAUACCGCCAAUUGAUACCGUAAAAGAAGAAACAUUCUGUAAAUCAGAAAUGUUAUCUGAAUUGUCCGCGAAAUGUAUUUAUAUGUCAAACAUUUUACCUCAAGAAAUGAUUGAGAAGUUCGAUUUUAAAGGGUACCAAUUCAAAUCCUUAGCUAUCAUUGCAUCCAGUUUUGAAAAUUUGUUAUUGCUAGAUGCUGAUAAUUUCCCUAUUAAAAGUUUGGAUAAAAUCUUUAAGCAUGAACCUUAUAAUUCCACUGGGUUAGUUAUGUGGCCUGAUUUCUGGAGAAGAACCACACAACCAAUAUAUUAUAAAUUGGCAGAUAUCUACGUCAAUGUUUUGAAAAGAGUUCGUAAUGAUAUUGAUGAUAUUACUCCCACGAAAGUUUACUCUGAUGACAAUUUUGAUUUUACAAAGAUCCCAUUCCAUGAUUUUGAAGGUACUAUGCCUGAUGAUUCCACGGAAUCCGGUCAAUUGAUGAUUAAUAAAUCUAAACAUUUACCAACUGUAUUAUUGGCUUUGUAUUAUAAUGUUAAUGGACCAAAUUGGUAUUAUCCAAUUUUUUCUCAAAAUGCUCAUGGUGAAGGUGAUAAGGAAACAUUUAUUGCUGCAGCGACGUUUUAUCGAUUACCAUUUUAUCAAGUGAGAACGAAAGUCGGUGCAGAUGGUUAUCAUACCAAGGAUAGAUUCCAAGGGGUUGCUAUGGCACAACAUGAUUUCAUUCAAGAUUAUGAACAUUAUCAAAUUGCUCAAAGGGAAAUCAAGAAGAGAUAUUCGAAUGUGAAGGAUAUUAAAUAUGAUGCUGAAUAUGCUGUACAAAAAUUUUAUGAUGAGUUUUUCAAUAAGGAUACAACCAAAUAUGGAGAAAUUGAUAUCAUGUUCCUACAUUCUAAUCUACCUAAAUUUGAUCCAUUAAAAUUAUGGGAAGAUUCAGCUCUGAUAGAUGAAACAGGUAAGCAUUUUAGGUCAUUUUCUGAUCCUAAGAUUGUCAAGAAAUAUGAUAUUGAAUAUGAAAAUUUCAAAAUUAUUAAAGAUGUUAUUUGUGAUAAAGGUAUUCAUUUUAGCUAUUUAGAUGAGGAAUUACAGGAGAAACCACAAGAUUGGGUUUCAAUGUGUCAAUAUAUUAAAGAUAGAUAUAUAUUCUUGAAAGACACCCAUCAAGAUGCUACUUCACCCGUGGUUAAUACAUAA